AAACUAUUCAGUCUUCCCCACUUGGGAUGCUUCACACUGUUCCACUCAGCUGUCUCUUUCUUCUCUCUCUCUCACCAGCCAAUCCCUCCCCAUCUCACUCUCUCUGUCUCUCACUCUCAACUCUCAACGCCCUUGCUUUUCCAUCUUCCUUUCCUUUCCUUUGUUUCCCUCCCAUUUUUUUUUUUUAAUUUUUGGUCCAAAAAUGCCAAUCAACAAAGACCCUUGUACUCCCCCGCCCAUGAUCGGCAAGAUCGGCCCCUACACUGUCUUCGUUACCCCUCCUUCUACCCCUACCCCCAGUGAACCACCUAUCUUUGAAUCUCCCAAGAAGGUGGUGGCGCCUCCUGCUGCUCCUCCUAAGGUCCAGCCGCCUCCCCAACAGUUUGAUAAGUCUUUUGUUGCUUCCCAUUCUGAUGGCUCCCUUCUGGGUUUCUUAAAAAAUGCUGCCUUUAAGGUCCAAAAUGCUCAUUCAAGCUUGGAUGACUAUUUAGCUCGCUGGUUUGGCUUAAAUCAUUCCAAGUAUCAGUGGGCAUUGGACGAUUAUUAUGAGAGCAAGGGAUUGGAAAAGGAAGGUGUAAAAGUGAAAGAAACAUCUAGCAAAAUACAGACUGUGUAGCAUACUUCUUGGGCUGAACUUGCACCAAGUGAGGAUGCUUGUUGUGUCUCUUUUUUGCAUUAUAUCUAUAUAUUUAAUGGAAGGAAUGGGCAAAAGACAUUUGGAUUCUUGAAGGGAACUUUGAAGACAUGUGGGGAUCAGAUCAGAUUGAAUGUGCUUCUCUACCUACUAUUGCAGCAGCUAAACUGAAGCUUGUUUGUGUACUAGGCUAGGAGUUUGUGUAAUCUCCUUGCAAAGUCAAUUUCUAUCAGUGAGAUUGCUAUAAACUGUCAAGGACAUACUCUUCAUGUAUUGUAUUUUUAUUUUAUUACAAGCAUCGUUUUGUAGCACUAAUUUCUCAUUCAUGCAUCUUUUUUAAAUCUGAUGAUUCUUAUAUUUCUUGUGUAUAAAAUAUAUUAAAA
Messenger RNA from Durio zibethinus, 1017 nucleotides. RefSeq lists its product as uncharacterized. Lineage: Eukaryota; Viridiplantae; Streptophyta; Magnoliopsida; Malvales; Malvaceae. The record is from RefSeq and is a predicted model, not a curated record.